AUGCCAUUUGGAUUGACGAAUGCUCCAGAAAUCUUUAUGGACUUGAUGAAUAGGGUGUUUCAUCCACUUAUGGACAAUUUUGUCGUAAUGUUCAUAGAUGAUAUACUGGUGUAUUCGAAGAAUAAGGAGGAACAUGUGGAACAUUUGAGAGCAGUUUUACAGACUUUAAGGGAGAACAAGCUUUAUACGAAGUUUUCUAAGUGUGAGUUUUGGUUGGAAAAAGUAGCAUUUUUGGGUCACUCUGUGUCCAAGGAUGGGGUAGAAGUAGAUCAAGCGAAGAUUGAAGCAGUGAAAAGAUGGCCUACGCCAAAGACGGUGUCUGACAUUAGGAGUUUAUUAGGUUUAGCAGGGUAUUAUAGGCGUUUUGUGAAGGACUUUUCUAAAAUUGCUAAACCUAUGACCUCUCUAAUGAAGAAGGACAAGAAGUUUGAGUGGGACGAGAAGUGUGAGGAAGCGUUUCAACUUUUGAAGAAAAGGUUGAUUACAGCACCAGUGCUAACAUUGCCCGAUGAUAGUGGGAUCUACGAUGUAUAUAGUGAUGCAUCCAAGAAUGGUUUGGGAUGUGUGCUAUGCAAAAUGGAAAGGUGA
Chenopodium quinoa (quinoa) is the source of this 588-nucleotide messenger RNA. RefSeq lists its product as uncharacterized. NCBI's taxonomy places the organism in Eukaryota, Viridiplantae, Streptophyta, Magnoliopsida, Caryophyllales, Amaranthaceae. The record is from RefSeq and is a predicted model, not a curated record. Bases 1 to 588 code for a protein of 195 amino acids. The transcript has a single exon.